AUGUUCACCCGGAUGUUAAAGCUGAGACUUCUCAAUGCCGUCGCGCCUGCAUACUUCUUCAUGGCCACAGCAGUCACCUUCAUUCUGCACUUUGGCUUCUUCAUCCCAACCAUCUUCCCGAACCCAGACACGUCGCUGAGGGGCUCCACGACGCUUCACACCGCCGUGUUCCUCUUCUUGAUGUUCAACGCUUUGGGGAAUUACAUAAUGACUAUUAAAUAUCCCGCUGAAAGUGCCAACGAGACGGCGGUCCCGGUGUGCUCGCCGCACUGCUCGGACAAAGUGGACGCGCACUACCUCCUAAACGGCCGUCACUUCUGCAAACUGUGCAAGAAAGUCAUUCUCAAGAGGGAUCACCACUGUUUCUUCACUGGGAACUGCAUCGGCAACAAGAACAUGCGCUACUUCAUCAUGUUCUGCAUCUACACGUCCUGCACCUGUUUGUACUCUCUGGUUCUCGGUGUGGCCUUCCUGACGGUGGAGUACUCCAUCUCCUUCGAGAACCCGCUGACCUUCUUGACCCUGCUCCCUCUCUCCACCGCUUACUUCUUCAUGGGAACCAUCUCAGGCUUGCAGCUGUUCCUGGUGCUGAUGCUGUACGUGUGGCUGGGCAUCGGUCUGGUCUGCGCAGGUUUCUGCUGCCAGCAGGUGCUGCUGGUGGGCAGAGGACAGACCUGGUGUCAGCUGCAGAGGGGGCAGCUUCAGGACAACCACAGCCCAUGGAGAGAAAACCUAAAGGAUGUUUUCGGUACCCGCUGGAUCCUUGGCCUUAUCCUGCCUGUGCAGACAGUGGAGACGUGCUCUGAUGACACAGAGGCACUUAAACAGGACUGA
Messenger RNA from Stegastes partitus (bicolor damselfish), 834 nucleotides. It is a transcript of the gene zdhhc22, whose product is annotated as zDHHC palmitoyltransferase 22. The record is from RefSeq and is a predicted model, not a curated record. Bases 1 to 834 code for a protein of 277 amino acids. Gene Ontology annotation, molecular function: palmitoyltransferase activity. Lineage: Eukaryota; Metazoa; Chordata; Actinopteri; Pomacentridae. The transcript is spliced from 2 exons.